AUGGCAAACGUCGUUGAAGAUCGCCUUCUUGGAGGAAUGGGCGUCACCCUUCAAGUGACCUUUUAUAUCGACCCUACUCGUGGGAACAAAAUGAGCAUGAAUAAUGAAAAAGAAAACCAAAACAAGCCAAAGAUGACACAACAAGUACUCCAAAAAAGCAUGUUUGCACGUGUAAGGAGCCCCUCACUUGGAACUCUACUAAUUGAAACACCAAAUCAAACAAUUCCAAAAGAUAAAGUGCAAGAGGAAUCGAAUACAUCUGAUACGAAUGAUGCACAAGCUAAAACAAAUCAACCAUGGCAAAACGAUCAGGUGCCUAUGAAAAGGAAAGCGGAAUCUAGUCCUGAACGGACAAAGAAUAAUACUAAAGUAAAUAAGACAACAUAUGCAGUAACAACAGAAAACAGAUUCCAAAUCUUAGAGUCAGCAACACACGACGAACCCAGUCAACAACCUAAGGAGCCUAAACCGCCAAAGCCAGAACCCAUAUUUGUCACGGGAGUUAUAGACAUAACGACAUUAAAGAAAAUCCUCUCCUCAAUUGUAAAUACCGACAAAUAUACUAUGACAACUCUGAGGUCAGGACACAUAGUUAAAAUAAUGCCUGGUGACGUAGACACGUAUAAAAACAUAAGAGCUAACUUUAUAGAAAAUAACGUUAGUCAUUACACAUACAAACUUAAAAGCGAAAGAGCCUACAGAGUAGUAUUACGUGGUCUUCACUCAUCAGAAGACACAGAACUAAUUAAAAAAGAGCUCUUCGAACUUGGGCAUGAAGUACGGCACAUCACAAAUGUACAACACAAAAACACAAAACAACCGCUACCCUUAUUCUAUGUAGACCUUGAGCCUAAACACAACAACAAAGAAAUUUUUAAAAUCAACAGAGUGAAUUACGUAAAAGUCUCAUUUGAAGCACCAUACAAAAAGCUAGACAUUUUGCAAUGUAAAAGAUGUCAAAGAUUUGGACAUGCAAAAAACCAGUGCAACAGACCAUUCAGAUGUGUAAAAUGCGGAGAAGAACACUCAACAACAAGCUGUUUAAAAAGACCGGACACCGAGGCAACUUGUGCCAACUGCCAAGAAAAACAUCCAGCAAGUUACAAAGGCUGCAUAAAGUACAAACAAUACAAAGACUUACUUUCGAAAAACAAGACAGGAAAGGGCAAAGAAAGAAAUGGGAACACAAACAACAUAACGCAAAAUCAAUACCGCAAAAACCCGACACAAACUGUACAAGAAAACCACCAAACUAAGAACUACAAUCUCUUCAAUCACUCGAAACCAAAUAUCACAUAUGCACAAGUGACAAAACAAGAAAACACAGCGGGAUUAAUAACCGAUAUCAAGAACCCAAAUAAUUUCGGGGAAGUUCUAGACGCCAUGUUCAACAAAUUUCAAAACAUAAUAAAUAUUAUGUUAGACAACAUGAUGGAUCAACGUCGCCAGGAACUUGAACUCUUCUUGAAACUUGAAAGAGUGGACGUGGCUUUAAUCUCAGAAACAAGAUUCACACCAAAAACUCAUUUCCAACUUAAAAAUUACAUGGUGUAUACUACAAACCACCCUUCUGGUAAUUCACAUGGAGGAACCGCAAUCAUAAUAAAAGAAAACAUCAAACAUUAUCUUUCUGGGGAAACCAAAACCGAAAAGAUACAAGCAACUUCAGUCAGGAUUCAGGAUAAUAAAACAGAAACAACAGUGUCUGCAAUUUACUGCCCACCUAGGCAUGUCAUUACAAGAGAUGAGUUCAAGACCUACUUCAACACACUAGGGAACAGAUUUAUUUGCGGUGGCGAUUGGAACGCAAAACACGCUUUCUGGGGCUCGAGACUAACCUCGCCACGGGGACGACAACUUUAUGUGGCUACGAUCGACCUCAACCUUCAUUGCGCUUCGCAUGGUGUUCCUACAUACUGGCCUACGGACCCACAAAAGGUACCAGACCUAUUGGACUUUUUCAUAACCAAAAAUAUCCCGCUCAGACAAAUGAACGUAGAAGAAUGUACUGACCUGUCGUCAGACCAUACACCAGUAAUUGUCAACGUUCACUGCAAGGCUAUUAUAGUUGAGUAUCAACAAAGACUGUAUAACCGGACAACAGACUGGGACAGAUACAGAACUAAAAUCUCAGAAUCCAUUAACUUGAACUUGCCACUUAAUAAUGUAGAUAGAGUUGAAACAGCUAUCGAAACUCUCAGUAAGCUUAUUCACUUAGCGGCGAAAGAAUCUACGUCUUAUCUAAGACCGAAAACAACACAAAUUGCUCACUACCCCAAACUAAUAAAGGACAAAGUAAAUGAAAGAAGGCUGCUGCGGAAAAAAUGGCACUCUACGAAAUAUCCCUGUGACAAAAAAGCUUUCAACAGGGCUUCUGAGGAACUUAAGCACAUGAUCUGUCAAGCAGAAAACGAGCGUUUACAAAAACAAUUAACUGACCUUACUCCUUCUAUAGACACCAACUACUCUCUAUGGAAGAUAACAAAAAGGCUAAAACGACCGAAGGAACACAUACCACCCAUAAAAGCUCCUGAUGGCAAGUGGGCAAAAACAGAACUUGAAAAGGCCCAAGUAUACGCGGAAUACCUAAAAACUAUCUUCAGACCCUUACCAAGCAAGGAUCCUGAACACGUCAAGGAAGUCACCGAAUAUCUGGACGCACCUUUGCAAAUGAGUCUACCACUAAAAAGUGCUAGCCCCAACGAACUACGGAAAGAAAUCCUACAACUACAGAAGGUGGAAAAUUGCGCAGGUUAUAAUGAUACCCAAACCAGGAAAACCGCCCCAUGA
Molecule: messenger RNA, 2790 nt
Organism: Arctia plantaginis
Lineage: Eukaryota; Metazoa; Arthropoda; Insecta; Lepidoptera; Erebidae
Source: the annotation of a GenBank genome assembly